Messenger RNA from Caenorhabditis remanei, 225 nucleotides. RefSeq lists its product as uncharacterized. Bases 1 to 225 code for a protein of 74 amino acids. The record is from RefSeq and is a predicted model, not a curated record. The transcript is spliced from 4 exons. NCBI's taxonomy places the organism in Eukaryota, Metazoa, Nematoda, Chromadorea, Rhabditida, Rhabditidae.
AUGCGUUUCCUCGCCGCCGCUCUCCUUCUCGCGUUCGUUCUCAUCGCUACGUUCGAUGUCACCUCCGCUCAAUCGCGCAUCGAUCGCAGCGCCGCAUGGUCGCGGCUCGGCGGAUCUCGGCUCCUUCCACGUCGCAUGUACCGUAGUCUUCCACAAAACGACUACCAGGGAAUGUGGGACAAACUAAUCGAUACGGCGGAUUCACAAUCGGAUGUUGAUAUGUAG